UAAGUGUGGGAUUAACAACAGAACACAUAGACACAACACGAGUGUGUGUGUGUCUGUCUCUGUUUUCGAAGAGAAAAAUGAACACCACCACUCUCUCCCCUUCACCAUCUCCAACAACCUUUGCUUCUCCUAGGUUCUCCAAAACCUUUUCCAACAUCCUCGUUCCUUCUUCUUCCAAACCCAUAUCCAUUCAACUUCCCAGCUGCAACAAAAGGGGAUUUCAGACCACUGGACUUCGUUGUAACAAUACCUUCUUCCCUGGUGGACCCCCCUCUGGUGAUGGUGAUAGCAGCAGCAAAAAUGUUCUGGAUGCAUUUUUCUUGGGAAAAGCUCUUGCUGAAACUCUGAAUGAGCGCAUUGAGUCAACACUUGGUGAGCUCUUGAGUACAGUUGGAAGACUGCAAGCUGAACAACAAAAACAAGUACAGGAAUUUCAGGAAGAAGUGUUGGAUAGAGCCAAAAAAGCAAAGGAAAAAGCAGCGCGUGAAGCUACAGAGGCACAACCACAGGGACUGGUUUCCAAGUCUACAGCUUAUACAGAAGUUGUCGUGGAUUCAUCUACUUCAGAAACAACCGAUCCAGUUACUUCGGUACAGUCUACUGAUGUAUCCGAAAUAUACAUUGAGCCCAACGAAGGGGAGGAUCCCACAUUAAGUUCAUAAGUGAUAUAAUAUGCUUCACCUUUCGAUAUAUUUUUUUAGUAUUUUAUGUUUACUCCUUCAUUUGGCAUGUAUAUGUAAGUUUUGUUAAAACGUAUCACAAUUGUUUCCCGUUUCUUGAAAUUGGAAUGUGAUUGAGGAUAACUUGGUUGUUUGCUUUUAAUAACCUUUGAUAUAUUGGUAUUGGUAUUAGUAA
Medicago truncatula (barrel medic) is the source of this 855-nucleotide messenger RNA. RefSeq lists its product as uncharacterized. The transcript has 3 exons. NCBI's taxonomy places the organism in Eukaryota, Viridiplantae, Streptophyta, Magnoliopsida, Fabales, Fabaceae. The coding region runs from base 78 to 662 and encodes 194 amino acids. Gene Ontology annotation, cellular component: chloroplast thylakoid membrane. Gene Ontology annotation, biological process: thylakoid membrane organization. The record is from RefSeq and is a predicted model, not a curated record.